GUAAUGUUUCGUCAAAAUAAGUCCGAAACGGUAACUUUGACCAGAAGUCAAUUACAUGCUAUACUAGAGCUCAUCACUCAAAUCGGAGGCACAACAAACAGUUCAGAGACGAGAAAUAAUGUUAUCAGUGAUCACACAAUAAAUACCAACAGAUUUAUUGAUAAUAAUGUAAAUGAAGAACACUUAUUAAGUGAUUGUCUUAAUUGGGAUAACGAUAAGGAAGACAUUAUGUCUAGAAGUGAAUGGAUAUCAAAUAAAACUCAAAGAAGUGAUAAUCAGUUACCCAGAACCUCAUCACUUGUAUUAUUAAACGACAAUAAUAUUGUUAAUAAUAGAGUACUUUCUUCAGCAAUGAGUGAUAUCUCUAAAGUAGAUGAACUAAGAAAUGAUUCGGCAAUGACUAACAGUGACCACAAUCACAGACGUUAUGCCAAAGUUAAUGACUCGGAAUUUGAUUGGAAUGAAUUGCAACAGAAAAAACUCAAGACUUUAGAGUACAGAAAAGCUUUGGCUCUUCAGUAUGAAGAAAAACAACGAUUAAAAAUCAAAGAACAACAAAAGAUUAGACGAGAGGAACAACUACUUGAAAAACGAAUUGAAGAACAAAGAAUCAAAAUGAGAAAAGAUUAUGAAAUGGAAAGAAAUUUAAUGGAAGAGAAAAGACUUUUGUCAGAGAAAAAACGUGAGGCUGUCGUUGAGGCCAUCGGCAGAACAGAACCAAUCAUCAGAAAGAGAAACUUUUUGAUUGACAGAGAUUCCGAUAUACAGACAUCUGUUGUGGCAGAAGUCAAACCACAAACAAGAACUAGAGAUAUAUCGGCACAAACAGAGACUAUUGACUCUUCGUCUCAAUAUUCUGAAUGUGGGACACAAACUGAUGUCCAAUUGUUACUCCAUUUGUUAAAUGAWUUGAAAUUAAUUACUAAAGACAAACAUAAAGCAAAGUCCAAAUCGUAUGAAAACUUGUCAACCGAUUCUACCUCUUCAGCAAAUACACAUCGACCACGUCUUGUAAAUAGAAAUAAAGAUUAUGACGACACAAAAGAUGUACAAAAUAAGAAUAAAUUAAUCAAUAAAAGACCCGUUUGGCAGAAGAAUCAUAAAUUCAAAAAUGUUAUUAAAACUAACGACAAGACGACAAAUCUGGUGCCAAAUAAAGCUCAAGAAGAUGAGACAAACUUAGUUGAACUUAAAAUAAAUCACCAAAAAAAUGAAUCAAAUAAUGAUUUGUUGCCAAUGAAGAAAUUGCGAAGAAAUUCAUUAACAAAGUCUGCAUUGAAUUUAAAUACAUUGCAAUCCAGUAAAAAGCGAAUCAUGUCUUCAAUUGAAUCGACAAAACAACUAAACUUUUUGCCAGAUAUUCGGCCAAAUUCGAGGAAAAAGUGGUUUAGUCAGCAAUCAUUUGAUCCAAAUUUCUUAUCAUAA
Molecule: messenger RNA, 1425 nt
Organism: Oppia nitens
Lineage: Eukaryota; Metazoa; Arthropoda; Arachnida; Sarcoptiformes; Oppiidae
Exons: 2
Coding region: 4-1425 (473 amino acids)
Source: RefSeq, a predicted model, not a curated record